Messenger RNA from Capronia epimyces CBS 606.96, 3015 nucleotides. RefSeq lists its product as uncharacterized. The record is from RefSeq and is a predicted model, not a curated record. Bases 1 to 3015 code for a protein of 1004 amino acids. The transcript has a single exon. Lineage: Eukaryota; Fungi; Ascomycota; Eurotiomycetes; Chaetothyriales; Herpotrichiellaceae.
AUGGACACCGGUCUGAAGAAGUUAUGGAGUCGCCGAAAACGCAAGCGUCACGAUGGCAUGCGAGAUUCUGGCGUGGGCAGUCUGCGGAAGAGUCAGAGCACCGAUCAAACUGGCCGUUCCAUAACCGAUACCCCUCGAGCAACCCAUGUGCACGAUUAUUCGAUAGACCAUGUGUUCAGUCAUGCGAGCCCAACCUCGACGGCAACCAGUCCUCCGAUAUCAGGCCCCGGUACCAAAAUGCAGCCUAUGCUGGCUGGGAUCGUAAGGCCUCCGACGUCCCUGUCACGGCCUGGUACGUCUGGCAGCGACAGUCUAAUGAGUGCUAUCACUCGCGCCGCAGAUGCCAUUGCCAGAUCAGAACAAGACUACCAAGCGUCGGCAGAGAUGCACCGCCAGAACGGGCUCGGUACCAAGGCCCCUCGGUAUAUCGACAUAUUCUCACUCUACAAUGCGAAGGGCGUCCAUUCUCCAUCUAGAUACAACGAGGAUGUCGCCGAACGCAAUUUGGAUCUGACUCGUGUUGCACUUGAAGGCUCACAAAACGGCUAUAUCUCCUCCUCCAAGUUUCAAGAAGAAGUUGCCAUCAGGAACGCAUACCCAUCCCCUCCCUCAGAUACCAGUAUCAAGGUCUCACUUUUGCUCUCGCAAGAUGGAAUUGACAGACCACGCUCCAGCGGGUGGGUUGGGAAUAUGUCCAGCAGAACAAGCAACCAUCCUCAGAUACCUCGAGGGCCCGAACAUCGCCCGGUGUCAAGGGAGCAGAACGUGGAAAGCUCUAUUGGUUCACAUUUUCGCCAACAGAGUGACCGAUCGUUAGAGUUUCAGCCACAACGGCACGAAUUACCAGCUUCACUGUCCCAACUCAACGGAGUUGCAUCGACAAAUAGACACCCAAGCCACCUGUCGUUAGCAACCCGUCCUCGCCUAGACGGGACGGCAGAUAGAUCUCCUGAAUAUUCCCCGAAUCAUACAGGCAACCCUUCGGAUCAUGAACCCGUGCCAGUACAAACUCUUCGCAGCUAUCAGCUUACAGCGGCUGAACUAACUCAAGCUAGAAUAACCGACCGCCCCCAGCCUUCACAGCUUAAGGACGCAAGGUACACAAGAGGCGCAAAUGGUUCUCAGGGCCCUGGAGGUCCUCUAGGCUCACCUUCCAGUCAUAGUAAUACGCCUUCAGUCAAGCGCGCGAUCAAACUUCCUAAUCGCACCAUCCUGGACUUGACUGGGGAUGACUCCGAAGUCUUUUCCGAAGGAGCUCCUGAGUCAAACUAUAGCUCGUCGCCUGUCGUUGAAGACGCGAAACUCGACACACUGCGCAGAAUUCGUGGAUCUGCUAUCAUUGGACCCACAGCAGAGGAUAGAGCCACCGUUUCAAACUCUCCCCGGACGAAGCCAACACCGGGCUUUUCUGAAAAUGUCCACGCCCGUACUUUUGAGGUUGCGUCAGCCCAACAAGAUCAAGACUCUACUAUAGAGCCGUGGGCGUCAGACACUCAUCCAAGAGGUCCCCGGUCUACGAGCGCCUUUUCGGGGAUCAACACCAUUGUCUCCUCGUCCCCUCGAGCGAGUGUCAUUCUUGGAACUCCGACUACACUGAGUAAUGGCCUUGCUACGGGAGGGCAUUCUCACCCGCAGGAGGCGACUCCUAAUCAGCAGAGUAGGGCGGAGGAAGAGACAUCGGCUUACCAGCCAUCUAUCCAGAAAGCGCCUACCAAAGAUGAAAAUUUGGUACGGAAGCAAGCAAAAGCAGCCCGUGUUCAAGUUGAGCAAGAGUCUGGGUUGAAGCCUAGAAUGAUUGCCAAUGGGAGUGCGGUCACGUCCCAGAAAAAGCAAAACGCCUUUCCAGAGCAAGACAGGUCACAAGCAACGCAAGCAUCCUCAUCCUAUUCCCGAGAUCCUGGGGGAAUGCCCUCAGUCCAACCCUACAUUCACCUGGCUUCCGAGAGUUUGCAACCAGUCGACGCUGUGGGUGCAAAUCGGGCGCCUGGAGUGAUUGCGAGGGACUUCGCAGACAUUGCACCCAAGUCCACCCUUUCUAGCGUCCCUGAAGACGCAGAGCCUGAGGGUAAUAGACGGCCCCAAAGGUCUGGCCGGCUUGGAGAUGAGAGACGAUCUCAUAGCCCUGCUGCGAACCUUGACAGACCCUAUGCAGGAGGCCAGUUUUCGGCGAAGCCGCCCAUAUACGAGUCUACAAUUGACGAGGCAGGCCUUGCGCGGAAGCAAGCAGAGGCUCGUGCCGCUUUGAUCCGACUUCAGGAAAGUUUGAACGAGAACUUUCUCCAGCCUAUUCCCGCACCGUUAGUACGGUCGUCUUCAAGCCCUGGAGUCUCGAGGCGCACGUCGUCCUUCAGCGACCAUGAUCCUGUAGCGCCAGCGUCCAUCUUCACGCAGAUCAAGAACGACUUCCCCGAAAUCAAGGUUGAGGCUGAGAAGUCUGUCGACGGUGGUGGAUCGGAGACGUCGUCUCAUGGGCUCACCACACUCCCACCCACCAACGGCCCUGAAGCCGUUUCGAGGGUUAAGCCCUCUUUUGUUACGGCUCAACGUGACGACGGGCGUCGAAAUCAGAAAGGAAAACAGAGGGUUGAUGUGGCCGCGGACCUUGGUGGACCUGGCCCGCCGGUCCUCACCGAUCAGAUUGAUCUGAAGCAACCAAUGUCACUGUCACUACCGCCUCCGCAUCUCUUUCACCUAGAUGGUUAUAUCAGUAAGCAACAGCAACAGCCUCCACCGAGUCCAGGCGAAAUUUCUCUUUCAAGCUUCCCAGUACCUGUCUCAUCGCCGAGACAGUCAGCCAGAGCGGCCAAUCAUACUACCGGACCACCCCAAGAUGGAGAACAACAGCUACAUGCCCCUGCGUCACUUCAUUCGCGGCCGGGCAGUGGCAGUGUGGAGGUUCGACGGCAGUCGAGCCAACGAAGCCAUGCGAGCAGCGCCUCUGCGUUUAGCAUCCCGUUUCAUCUGAUCCCGGGUCGGUCGAGUAGCAUUCGCGACCAAUCGGUUGUGGAAGAAUGA